Scomber scombrus (Atlantic mackerel) is the source of this 865-nucleotide messenger RNA. It is a transcript of the gene osr1, whose product is annotated as odd-skipped related transcription factor 1. The transcript has 2 exons. Bases 1 to 819 code for a protein of 272 amino acids. Gene Ontology annotation, biological process: urogenital system development; embryo development; regulation of transcription by RNA polymerase II. Gene Ontology annotation, molecular function: DNA-binding transcription factor activity, RNA polymerase II-specific; RNA polymerase II transcription regulatory region sequence-specific DNA binding. The record is from RefSeq and is a predicted model, not a curated record. Lineage: Eukaryota; Metazoa; Chordata; Actinopteri; Scombriformes; Scombridae. Gene Ontology annotation, cellular component: nucleus.
AUGGGCAGCAAGACUCUGCCAGCUCCGGUUCCUCUCCAUCCAUCCCUCCAGCUGGCUAACUACUCACUCCUCCAGAGCUCCACAGGUCUCCAGUUGCCAGCAGAUCACUUCCACAGCAUCUACAGCUUCAGCGCUCUGCACGCUAUCCACCUUCAUCAGUGGACCCUCGGCUACCCGCCUCUGGCUCUGCCCCGCUGCACCAUCUCCAAGCUGCCUGCCCCAUUCUCUUCGAUGGCCUCCAUCCCUAUCUUCCCUCACCUCCUGCAGCCCAAACAAGACUUAGGAGGGCUGCUGCAGAUCUCCAAGAACAAGCCCCGCUUUGACUUUGCCAACCUGGCAGCAGCAGCCACCCAGGAGGAUCAUCUGAAGGCUGAGGACCUCAGCAUGACAGGCGUUGCUGCUGCUGCUGCUGCCGCUGCCGCACAGGCUUCAUCUCACCACCCGACCUCAGCCAGCCUGGGAUGCCUUCUGGAUGUGACCAAACUAUCCUCACCGGAGCGCAAGUCCAGCCGCGGCCGACUGCCCUCCAAGACCAAGAAAGAAUUUGUCUGCAAGUUCUGCGGCCGCCAUUUUACCAAAUCCUACAACCUGUUGAUCCAUGAGCGGACGCACACAGACGAGAGGCCAUAUACCUGUGAUAUCUGCCACAAGGCUUUCAGAAGACAAGACCACCUCCGGGACCACAGGUACAUUCAUUCCAAAGAAAAGCCCUUCAAGUGUCAGGAGUGUGGGAAGGGCUUCUGUCAGUCCAGGACUCUGGCUGUUCACAAAACAUUACACAUGCAGGUCAAGGAACUGAAGCCAGCAAAGAUCAAGUGAUUCACUCUGCCAGCAGAGAAUGGACCGGGCCACUGAAAAAACAUGA